Mangifera indica (mango) is the source of this 722-nucleotide messenger RNA. RefSeq names its product 60S ribosomal protein L35-like. Gene Ontology annotation, biological process: maturation of LSU-rRNA from tricistronic rRNA transcript (SSU-rRNA, 5.8S rRNA, LSU-rRNA); translation. The transcript is spliced from 4 exons. The record is from RefSeq and is a predicted model, not a curated record. Lineage: Eukaryota; Viridiplantae; Streptophyta; Magnoliopsida; Sapindales; Anacardiaceae. The coding region runs from base 155 to 526 and encodes 123 amino acids. Gene Ontology annotation, molecular function: structural constituent of ribosome; mRNA binding. Gene Ontology annotation, cellular component: ribosome; cytosolic large ribosomal subunit.
AAUGCGUAGGCCCAGGAUAAAACAUAUGGAGGCCCAGAAGCUGGCCUCAUCCCGGAAUAGGGUUUUUCUCGCAAACUGGUAUUAAAAGAGCUAGGGUUUACUCUCAAUUCAAACGCUUAAAUCUUCAGAUACAGAGAGCCAAGGAGGCACAGCCAUGGCAAGAAUCAAGGUUCAUGAGCUAAGGAACAAAUCGAAGACUGAGUUAUUGAGCCAGCUGAAAGAUCUGAAAGCGGAGCUCGCUCUUCUCCGAGUUGCCAAGGUCACUGGUGGUGCACCCAACAAGCUCUCCAAGAUUAAGGUUGUAAGGCUGUCAAUAGCGCAGGUGUUAACAGUUAUAUCACAAAAGCAGAAGGCGGCUUUAAGAGAAGCUUACAAGAAGAAGAAGUUGUUGCCUCUUGAUCUCCGUCCCAAGAAGACCAGAGCUAUUCGUAGGCGUCUCACCAAGUAUCAGGCAUCUUUGAAGACAGAACGUGAAAAGAAAAGGGAGAUGUACUUCCCAAUGAGGAAGUAUGCGAUUAAGGUUUAGGGAAGAUUGGAUUAGGAAGGAUAUUUUGAUGCUACACUUAUCAAAUGAGAUCACUAUUGUUAUAUUAAUUUUGUGGUGUUGAAUUUCAGAUUUUGUUUUUCUUACUCUUAAUCUGUUUGCCUAUCAUGGUUUUCAUAGUUUACUGUGUUGUCAGGUUUUUCUCCAUAAAUAGAACAUCAUUUAUUUCUGCCCUUAA